Molecule: messenger RNA, 897 nt
Organism: Seminavis robusta
Lineage: Eukaryota; Bacillariophyta; Bacillariophyceae; Naviculales; Naviculaceae
Source: the annotation of a GenBank genome assembly
AUGGUCGAAUCCACCUUUGCUAGCGACGGCUUUGAUUUGGACGCCAUACCUGACUCAGGAGAUGGUGAAGUAGUGUAUGAGGUUGGAGGUAUGGCAUCCAUUGUAGAAUCCGAAAAACCAGAGUCCAAAGACGCGGAUCCCACUUCCACAGCACAACCAGAGGAACCCUCGCCAUUGGCAGAGUCAGAAAAGCUCAAGGCUCAGGGCAAUGAAGAAUUCAAAAACAAGAACUACUUGGAAGCGCUUGAUAUGUACACUUCGGCCAUUGAAGCGUGUCCCGGAAUGACAGGAAAGGGAAUUUUGGCCCAGCGAGACGAAUUCGACGAAAAGGAGCGAAAACGCCUUCAUGAAGUCCACCGUCUCCAGGCUCAAAAGAGAGCAGCUGAAUCAUCAGGAGAAGACGGAGACAAGAGCAAAACAGAAAAUGCGACAAUACCAGCUCGAGAUUUUGAGGCGCCUUCUCAUCCUCAUGGGAAGGAACUGGCAAUCUACCAUUCGAAUCGUGCUGCCUGCAGCUUGAGCUUGAAACGCUACGAGGAUGCCAUUCAAGAUUGCGAUGUGGCCAUUCUUUUGCGUCCGGAUUGGGCCAAAGCAUAUGUACGCCGAUCGACUGCAUUCGAGAAUUUAGAAGAGCAAACCGACAAGGCUUUGUCCGAUGCCAAGAAAGCUUUGGAGCUAGACCCAAAAAAUGCUGCAGCUCGGAAGAACGUACAAAGGCUGCAAAAGAUUGAAGACGAACGGUUGGAAAAGCUGAAAGAGGAGACGUUAGGAAAACUAAAGGAGUUGGGAAAUUCCAUAUUGGGAAACUUUGGACUUUCGAUGGACAACUUUCAGGCCAAUCAAGAUCCCAGUACAGGGUCCUAUAACAUUUCAUUCAACCAAGGAGCGCAAAAAUAG